AUGUGGCUUCAAAAAUACACAGCUUGGGGUUAUAACGUUGGAUUAAGAAUUGCUUCUGAUCACUCUCCUCUAUUAGGAUGUUGUGCUAGUAUUCCAAAGCCUUCUAAUGUACCAUUUAAGUUUCAAAAAAUGUGGAUAUCUCAUCCUCAAUUCCUGGAUGUAGUUAAAGAUUUGUUUGGAAAUAUUCACAAACAAAUCAAAGAAGCAGAAACUCAAGUUCAAGCAUCAAUGUUAAAAUUAGAUACUUGUCCUCUUGAUACUAAUGUUUUGGAAGAACUUGGGCAGGCUGAGAACAUCUACAAUUCAAGAGAAGUGCAGUUAAGUACUCUGUUAAAGAAAAAGUAUAAAAUAAGAUGGAUUAAAGAUGGUGCAACAAAUACAGAUUCCUUCCACACUUCUCUUAAAAUUAGGCAAGCUAGAAAUUGCAUAAGUGAGCUUGAGGAUGCAAAUGGAGAUAUUAUCACAGACCAAAAGAAGAUUGCAGAGACAUUAAUUCAUCAUUUUGAGAAAAAAAUUGAAUAUAAGGAAAUAGAGAAAGUUGAUUCAUUGUUAGAAGCAACUCUUUCAGUUAUCACAGAAGAAGAUCAACAAAUGUUAGAUGCUAUUCCAAAUGAAGAAGAGAUUAAUAAUACUCUCUUUAACAUGGAUCCUGACAGUUCUCCAGGUCUAAAUGGGUUUUCAGGCAGUUUUUAA
Messenger RNA from Papaver somniferum (opium poppy), 693 nucleotides. RefSeq lists its product as uncharacterized. The record is from RefSeq and is a predicted model, not a curated record. The coding region runs from base 1 to 693 and encodes 230 amino acids. The transcript has 2 exons. Lineage: Eukaryota; Viridiplantae; Streptophyta; Magnoliopsida; Ranunculales; Papaveraceae.